AUGGCGUCGGCGUCCUUUGUGCCAUCCAAAAUUUUGGUAUUCGGAGGUACGGGUACCAUCGGCCGAUACAUCACAACCGCCCUGUUGCGCGCCAAACCCUCGUUCCAACAGAUUGUCCUCUUCACGUCGCCCAACAGCGCCAAAGAGAAGUCUCAGCAGCUCGAAAAAUGGAAAUCCGAAGGCCUCUCAGUGUUCGUGGGCGACCUCACAUCCGAGGCUGAUGUCACUGCUGCCUACAAUGGUGUCGACACCGUGAUCUCGGCAGUGGGCCGAGGUGGUUUGCAACACCAGAUCAACCUGCUGCGGCUGGCCGAGGCGUCGGGCUCUGUUCAGUGGUUCCUGCCAUCCGAGUUUGGCACCGACAUCGAACACAACACCGACAAGAGCCCGCACGAGCGCCCGCACCAGCUCAAACUGCAGGUGCGCAAGUACAUCCGAGAGAACAUCAAGCGGGUCAAGGUCACGUAUGUCGUAACGGGGCCUUAUUUCGACAUGUGGGUGGACGCUCUCCCUGGGGUGGAGAAGGUGGGCGGAUUCGUUCCCGAGAAGAAGCAGGCAUACGUGAUCGAGGAUGGCAACGGCAAGGUCGGCUUCUGCACGAUGCCAGAUGUGGGUAAAUUCGUUGUCGCGGUCCUGCGAUCUCCCGAGGCAUCGUUUGGCAGGGCGCUCAAGGUGCAGAGCUUCGUCGUAACACCCAACGAUGUCUUGGCCGAGUAUGAGAGGCAGACUCAGUCCAAAUGGGAAGUCACUAAGACGCCGCUGGAUGAAAUCAGAGCGUUUGAGGCCAAGGCGUGGGAAGAGGGAAAGCCAUGGGCGACGCUGGUCACCUUGCGUCGGAUCUGGGCCGAGGGCGGGACAUUGUAUGCCCAGAACGACAAUGAGGUCCUGGGAAUGAAAUCGGAGAAUCUGGACUCGCUCGAAGUCGCUGCCGAACUGAACGCUCCCGAAGAUGUCAUUACCUGCCGGAAGCAGUCAAUCUCCUCACUGGACAUGCUGUUGUGGGUGGGGUUUGGGAGCGCAGAGGAGCCAUCCGACUGCAUACCCAUGAGCCGAGCGUCCUUCGCGGCCGUAUCCGCCAUAUUCACUGUUGGCGGUCUUAUUGGCGCCCUCGCUGCAGGUCCCUUUACAUCGAGUCGUGGCCGCCGGCUCGCGAUGCAGGCCACUGCCGUAUUCUACCUCGUCGGGUCGUCUAUCGAAACCUUCGCGUCAUCCGUCCCGGUUAUGAUCGUGGCCCGCUUCCUCACCGGCCUUGGCGCAGGUGCCAGCACGGUCAUUGUCCCGCUGUACAUCAGUGAGGUGGCUCCGCCAACGAAGCGCGGCUUGUUUGGCGCCUUCACGCAGAUUAGCAUCAACGUCGGUAUCCUCUUCACGCAGACCUUGGGCUACUUCCUGAGCCAUGACGGCGCUUGGCGUUGGAUUUUUGGCUCGGGAAUGAUAAUUGCGGCUUCGCAGGCUCUCGGCCUGUUGCUUGUCCCAGAAAGUCCGACCUGGACGGCAAACGCGAAAGGGGACGUUGCGCGCGCCCGCCGGGAGCUGCAGCGAAUCCGGGGAAAACACGUCAAGAUUGAUGACGAGGUCGAGGCUUGGGGGAGCGGCCACAUCAAACCGUCUGGCGAGGAAGAAAGGCUACUGAAUAACGACGAGGUCUCGGGGGAGAGCGCGAGAUCAUUACUACAGUCUCCCACGGCGUCUCGCUCUCCAAAGGCACAUAUGGGUUUUGUGCAGGUUAUUCGAGACCCGCUUUACCGGCCAGCCAUUAUUGCUGUGGUGGGCAUAAUGUUUGCCCAGCAGCUCUGCGGUAUCAACUCGAUCAUUAUGUACUCCGUGUCCUUGCUCAAGGACCUCCUGCCCACCAGCUCAGCCCUUCUGACCAUCAUCAUCUCGAUCAUCAAUCUCGGCACAACAAUGGCGGCUUCGCCGCUACCGGAUCGGUUAGGCCGCAAGACGUGUCUCCUCGUAUCCAUUACUGGCCAAGGCUCAAGUUCCCUCGCGCUGGCGCUUUCAAUCAUGUUUGGCUUGAAGAUCCUGUCUGCAGUUGCCGUCCUGCUGUUUGUCGCCUUCUUUGCCCUUGGGCUCGGCCCUGUUCCAUUCAUCAUGGCAUCAGAACUUGUCGGCCCCGAAGCGGUUGGCCCAACGCAGUCUUGGGCAUUGGGGGCUAGCUAUAUUGCCACGUUCCUUGUUGCGUACUUGUUCCCGAUUGUUAACGAGGCCAUGAACAAGGCCCUCGGUGGCGCUGGUUGGGUGUACUUUAUCUUUGCAGGAUUUGCCUUAUUAUGGGCUAUUUUCGUUCUUCGGAAUGUCCCUGAAACUCGGGGCAAGAAAGAUGCCGACGAGGUUUGGGGUCGGACAAGACGCACUGACUGA
Canariomyces notabilis is the source of this 2364-nucleotide messenger RNA. RefSeq lists its product as uncharacterized. Gene Ontology annotation, biological process: monosaccharide transmembrane transport. The transcript has 3 exons. The coding region runs from base 1 to 2364 and encodes 787 amino acids. Gene Ontology annotation, molecular function: oxidoreductase activity; hexose transmembrane transporter activity. Gene Ontology annotation, cellular component: membrane. The record is from RefSeq and is a predicted model, not a curated record. NCBI's taxonomy places the organism in Eukaryota, Fungi, Ascomycota, Sordariomycetes, Sordariales, Chaetomiaceae.